Messenger RNA from Bicyclus anynana (squinting bush brown), 2404 nucleotides. RefSeq lists its product as uncharacterized. The coding region runs from base 940 to 2190 and encodes 416 amino acids. The record is from RefSeq and is a predicted model, not a curated record. Lineage: Eukaryota; Metazoa; Arthropoda; Insecta; Lepidoptera; Nymphalidae. The transcript has 2 exons.
GCGGUUAUUGUUGGCAAUGAAGAUAGUCGUAGACGCAGAUUCUGGAUGAUAAUUUUCAGCUGUAUUCGACAUUCCACUUUUUAUUUAUUUUUAUUUUAUUUAAUACUCUUUAUUUGUAAAAAAUGUAUGGUCGCACCGAGAAUUUCAAAGAAAACCCAAAUUUGACUUAUGAUUAGAUUUAAUAUUAGAAACUACAGCUAAGUUACAAGUAAGUGCCUGUUUACUCCAAAGUUGGGAGUAAAAGUGUUAAAAUAAUUAUUACAUAUUGUGAAAGAGUAGGUGACGCUCAUACAAAGGAAUGCGGCCGAACAAUGGGUGCAAUCUUGCACUUUUGGCAAGGGCUGCCUCACGUACUCGCUGCAGGGUUGCCUCGCGUAACAUGUACACCACAAAAAUAAAAGAAAACAAGCAAAACAGAAACACAAGAAAAAGUAGAAUACAAAAGGCGGCCUUAUCGCUUAGUAGCGAUCUCUUCCAGGCAACCUUAGGCUUAGGAACUUAUUAGGACAACUGUAGGUGGUGUGUACGUAAUAAUAUUGUACAUACUACAUAUUGUGCACUUUCUGGUGUAAGUGGAUUUUGAAAGCAAAAACAAAUCAUUUAUUUUUAUUAAUUUUUUAACAGAUUCCUGAGAUCCACAGUUAUUGCUACAAAUAGAAGAAGGGUUUAGAAAUUUUCCAUUCCAACCUAUUUUAACAUACCUAUUGGCCGCGUACUGACUGAGCGAGCAGCUUCGCGAGGCAGCCUCGGACGUUUGCCUCGCAACGUUUGCCGCGCGAGGCAGCCUCAUUCUGUAAUUUAAUACACAUGAGACUGCCGCGCGCGGCAAAGCCGAGCCAGACCGAGGCUGAGCAAAAGACUCGAACGCUCAGUAGUUACUCACAAGUCGAACAGAAGCCACGCGCGAGUAGCGCAUAUUCAGUUUAGAUUAAGAUUAUCAUGAGGCCGUGCGUUCGGAAGGCUAUCGCCACCACUGCCUUUAUACUGAUUCAUCAACUUGUACAAAAAAAGAAAAGAAAAAAAUCUAAACAUUUUUGGAUAAAAACGUUAUACAAAAACAGAUUUCAAGCUGGAAACAGAAUAUUUGAAGAGCUGUGCUUUGAUGACGCAGAAAGCAAUUUCACUAGAAUGAAUAAAAUUGAAUUUGAACAUCUGUACUCUCUUAUAAACGCCAAAAUAAGCAAGAAGGACACAAAUUUUCGAGAAGCAAUAACCGCAAGGGAAAGAUUGUUGGUUACGUUAAGAUUUUUGGCCACGGGAGAUUCUUAUACCAGUUUGCAGUAUCUGUUUCGUAUAUCAAAACAAAGAAUAUCAGUAAUCGUUCAUGAAGUUUGUGAUGCGUUAAUCGAUGUGCUAAGGGAUUAUGUUAAGAUACCAUCAUCCGAAGAAGAGUGGCUUACUAUAGCAAGAGAAUUUGAGACAAAAUGGAAUUUUCCGCAUGCUAUUGCAGCAAUGGAUGGGAAACAUGUUAUAUUACAAUCGCCUAUAAAUAGUGGCAAUGAUUUCGAUUGUUACAAAUUGUUUCCCAGUAUAGUCCUAUUUGCUUUAGUUGACGCCAAUUAUAAAUUCCUGUAUGUAGAUGUUGGUAGCAAAGGUCGUAUAUCAGAUGGCGGUGUGUUUAAAAAUACCAAUUUAUAUAAAAAACUUGAAAGAAGGGAACUUAAUAUUCCUCCGCCAGAAAUCUUACAAAUACCUUAUGAAACUGCAGUGCCGUAUUUUAUUUUGGCCGAUAAAGCAUUUGCAUUGGAUGAGUACACAAUGAAACCUUAUGAAGGUACUCCAAAUCGAGGUUCAAUGGAAAGGAUCUUUAAUUACCGACUGUCCAGAGCAAGGAGAGUUGUGGAAAAUGCUUUUGGCAUUUUAAGUUCUGUGUUCAGAGUAUUGAGGAAGCCCAUACUAUUGGAACCAGAAAAAGCUACAAAAGUCGUGUUAACUACUAUAUACUUAUAUAACUACUUGCGAAGGGAUCAAGAGGCCUCUCAAAGGUUUACUGCCCCGGGAUCAUUUGAUGUCGAAGCUGAAGGAACAAUAAUACCCGGGCGAUGGCGGCAGGAUACAGAAAUGUCAUCAAUGCUACCUAUUCGAGCUAUGCCACGGCGAGGGCCAACAGAUUUAAAAGAAAUACGUUCACAUUUAGGGAGACAUUUUAUUACAAAUGGAGCAAUUGCUUGGCAGAAUAAUUAUCAGUAAAUACUCACGUCUUCAGGUAAAGUAUCUUGAGUAUUUCCUGGAUGGUUUCUAUCGCCCAGGAAGCUGAAAGCUUCAUAGGCGUACCAAUUUGAUUUAUAUAUGUCACCACGACCUGUAAUAAAUAAUAAAUUAAUUAAAUUUGUACGACUGACUAUAAAUAUGUAAUGACUGUACGAAAACAUAAUAAUAAACAUAAACAUACCUGAUCCUGUGA